This is a messenger RNA of Mesorhabditis belari, 891 nucleotides long. The record is from the annotation of a GenBank genome assembly. NCBI's taxonomy places the organism in Eukaryota, Metazoa, Nematoda, Chromadorea, Rhabditida, Rhabditidae.
AUGAAGUUCAUUUUUAUUCUAUUCUUGCUAGGCACUGUCAAUGCGGCAACUCCAUGCAAGAAUCAAGACUAUUCUCGGCUGAAAAAUGGAAAAUGCUAUCGGUUGAUGAAAACGGCGACAGAUUAUCAAAGUGCGGUUGGUGGAUGUCGAUUGACAAAUGGGAAAUUGGCGGUCAUUCAUAGCUAUGAAGAUAACACUGAAGUCGGCGUGUGGUCAGCUGGAUGGAGCGCCCCUGAGGUUUGGAUCGGUUUAGUUUGCCCGACAUUGGGUACAUGCAAAUGGCAAGAUGGAACCGAUCUCGAUUACACGAAUUUUGACGAUACGCCGCCAAAUCUCAACAAAGGAACAUGCUUCUAUAUGGAGGCGGGAAAGAUCGAUUUGACCAAAUACAAUCCAUGGCAGAAUGAUGAUUGCACGGCACAAAGGAAUUUCAUCUGCGAGUCGACGAUGGAUGAUCCAAUAAUCUCGACAAUUGCCCCAACUACGCCGCCGAUCUCACAAGCAUGUGGAAGCUAUGAGUCAUGGAAUGGAGCAUGCUAUUCUGUUGGACGGACGAGAAUGUCGCAGAAUGACGCCGAGUUGGCGUGCAAUGCUGAUGGAGGACAUCUUGUGAGUAUUCACGAUGUACAGACAAAUGAUUACGUGUAUUCUCUAUUGCAAGCAAGAGGUGUUGAUGUCGCCGCGUGGAUUGGACUGAGAAGAUUAUCGAAUGGAGUCGACAUGUGGACAGACGGAACAAAAAAAGAUUUCGAUAUGGUUCCAACGGGUCUUCUCAUCCCCACUCCUUCAUCAUUAUCUAUCUCAGUCACCGAUCAACUUCUCCCAAGACAAUGGAUUCCAGAAGCAUCAAAUGCCACUCUAUCAUACAUUUGUCGAAGGCCCUCAAAUUUC